CAAUAUUCACGUUGGUAAACACGUUUCACAUGGCAUUGUACUAUAGUUGUCCGUAGCUAAAACGUUGUGUUAGAAGUUGUUGUCUAUCAAAUUGGAUUUAUAAAGAAAACCAAAGAGAAAGUAAAUUUUAACAAAGUGUUUAUUGUUUAAUGUGGUUACGAUCAGACACCGAACAUUAAUAUUCGUGGUAUUUGUGGAAGGAAUUUAUAAUUUAAAUUGUACUCAAAUGUCAUCCCUAACAGGAAAAACAAAAUGUUUACUAAAGUGUACGACAUUAGAACAUAAUUUAGCAACAUGGACAAUCAAAAAUUUAUUGAUUCAACUUACGGCUCUUUCAGUGGAUUUAUAAGCAGUAACAGUAGUUCAUACAGUAUGUCUCUCAGUGAUAGUGAGUUUCCAGAGGAGCCACCCUCAACCAGUGGAUGUAGUAGUGAUUUUGCCCAUAGUACCACUCAGAAGGAUAAGAGAAAAGAAAGACUGAAGCAGUAUCUGAGACAAUUGAAACAGAUAGUUAAUCCUGCAGCACAAAGUGGUGCCCAUGUGUCAACUUUAGGGGCAUUAAGACAUGUCAUCAACUCCAUACAAAAGAAUAAGGAAGAUGACAAGAAUGUAUCAUCAGAGAGGUGUAUCAGUAUUUGUAGUACAUCAGAAAGUGAAGUGGAAAUGAAUAUCUUGUCACUCAAGGCUGUGGAUGACUUACAGAUUCUAGUUAGUACAAAAGGCAUGAAGAUAGUACAGGUCUCACCAAGUCUGAAGAAGAUUCUAGGUUACCCUGUGGACAGUUGGAUCGGGCGAGAGUUGACCAGUUUUUUACACAGAAAAGAUGUGGUCACUGUAAACAGCAGUUAUGUCCUAGACGAUCCUGACAAAUUUGAUACAAAUUUUUCAAUUAAAUUUGAUGAAGAUGGCAAUGCCACUUCAGAAGCACCAAAGAAGGUUUUAUACUGUAGAUUAAGGCACUACAAAUCACUGAAAAGUGGUUUCAACCUUGAAAAGAAAGAUCAGUAUACAUCAUUUCAAGCAUCAGCUUCUACGAAGAAAUUUAAUUCAGACAAAGUCAAACCCAAGCAGUUCUUAUUAUUGGAGUGUCAACCUUUGAACUCUGCAUAUAAUAAAAAUUGGUCAGAAAUGUCUACAGAGAAGAAAACUUUUGGUACAAGACAUAGUCUCUUCUGUUCUUACACAUAUAUACACCCAAAUGCCAUACCAUUAUUGGGAUAUUUACCACAGGACAUGGUUGGAAUGUCCAUAUUUGACUUCUAUCAUCCUGAAGAAUUUGAACAGCUUUAUAAUAUUUAUAGACAAGUAGUUACUUCAAAGGGCACAACCAUCAGUAGUCCAAAGAUUAGAUUUAGAACCCAAAAUGGGGACUGGAUUUAUGUAAAGACAGAAUGGUCCAGUUUUAUAAACCCGUGGUCCAAAAGAUUGGAAUUUAUCAUCGGUCAGCAUACUGUCAUCAAGGGACCACAAAACAUAGAUGUCUUUUCACCACCACCUCGUCAGGAAUGUAUUGCUGAGGAACCAGAACAGUAUCACAAAAAUCUCAGAUUAAUCAGAAAAUUGUUAUUACAGCCAGUGGUAGAUGAAGCUAAAUCUGUGGCCCUAAACAUUGUAGAAGAAUCUACUGAAGAAGUUUCUGUUAGUCCAACUCCUGAUGGCGACAAGGACAUGAAGGAGGAGACUUCAAUCAAAACGCAAGAAGCUAAAAAGAAAUUUCAGUCUGCCACCAGAAAUGAACAGCGUAAUGAGAUAUUGAAUGACAACUUAUCAGGAACUUACGAACAACUUAGCUACACAAACAACAUCAAAAGAUUUUUGAUGAGCCAACCAAAAACCUAUUCAUCAUCAUCACACAAAAGUAGUGGUAAUGACAGUUACUCAGACAACAGUAAUGCCAUUGAUUCAGAUGAGGUACCUGAUUUUGGAGUCGACAUUUCAUAUCCAAAACCACCUAGUUUUUGUAGCAGCACCAAGGUACUUGUAUCUGAGAAAGAAGAUAUGGUCCCUAGUCCAUCUUGUCAAAUAGAAGAAAUAGUGGAAGAGACGAGUCGAGAAGCACAGAUAAUAUUUUCAGCCAUUCAGGAACCUAAUGUUCUGAUGUCAUUGACACAAGAGACACUUCAGGAACAUACAAAACGACAAGAAAAGAUAUAUUUAGAACAGGCAAAACAAGAUAGCAAUCUUGUCUUACUCAACAUGACCAGUAAAUACAGUGUGCAACAGGAAUCUUCACAAGGAUUAAAACGGGGACAUUCAUCUGAUCUUGAUGAAACCCGUAGAUUUAAGUCAUUCAAAGCAGAGGAUGUCAAUUUGUUGUGUCCACCUUUUCCCAUGACUACAACAGGGCCUGUAAUGAAACCAUCAGGUGGACAGCCCAAAAUAGCCUUUCCUAACAUGUAUGGAAUUGGUUUGACACAGAGUACAGGGGCAAUGUAUCACGGUGGCUCCAUGCCUGGUAUCCAGUUGCCACAACAACCUCCGAUCACUAAUGGCAACCCAGGAAACAUACAGUGGCCCUACUAUCCACAAUCAGGUUCAUCAUUUUACCCACAAGUAAUGGGAGGAUUUUAUCAGCCGAUGACUGUGCUAUCAUACCCUAUGCCUUUAUGGACAGGGGGUGUGGCAACAACCAAACACAAGGCGAUAUUCACACAGGCUGGUGACAAGGGUAACACUGCAAUGUCUAUCUCAGACUCAUCAUCAGGAGAGAACACAAGUUCCUCGUUGAUGUACCUACUGGAACUUAGUAACAAUCAAGAGAUUGCAAAAGCAAAGGAAUCUAAAGCUUCAGCCACAGCCACCAAAAAGAGACACUCUGACCCACCUUGGCUGUUUGGAGUCCUCUGGGUAGAAGGGGUACAAAUGAGAUACACGCUACCUAGACGAAAAUUCAACAGAACUAUGAAAGAAGACCGGGAUGCUUUAAAGCUGAUGAAACAAUCUGACGUGGUCCUAAAACAAAUGGAAGAAUUAAAAGAAAAUAUAGAAAAAAGUUGUCAGGAACCAACAGAAGAUGAAGAAGCUGACUACCUGUUUAUGAUUGACCCUGAUCUGUUUAAAGAUGAUAGUUCAAGUGAUUCACAAGAAAUUGAAGCCAGUGAGAAACUAAGGUGCUCAUUGAAAUCAUUUUCUGAAUCAAAAACCACAGACGAAACAAUUACCAAAGCAGGAAAUGGUGACGAUAAUAGUCUCUCUGAGACCCAAUAUUCUCUAGUUGGCGAUGAGAUGGAUGACCAGGAAAAGAAGAGCGAGUCUGAAUGUGAUUCCUUGCCAAAGUCAGGUUAUAAUGACAGUUCUGUUGACAUGGAGUCGGCAAGCUAUAAGUCCAGUGAUCUUACACCCAGUGAUUCUAGGAGUACAGAUGAUAAGGGAAGUUCAAUGAAAGAGUCGGAUACACAAUCGUUUAAGUUAUCCGAGGGAAACAAGGACUCAGAAUCAGAGAAUGACCUGAACCAGACUCAAAAUCUGGACAGUCAAUUCGAUCAUUUAUUUGUUAAAAAUCCAACGAAAUUUAAACAUUCAAAAAAAGGCUUCUGGAUUAAAGAAGCUAACAUGAAUGAACGGAUAAAGAUGGAGUAUACUUUAAAAAACAAUUCAAGGAAAGAUGUACUUUUAGAUGAUUUGAACAGAUUGAAUGAAAUGAAUCAAUCAGCCGUGGUUCAAAACCAAUUGUCUUAUCUGUUAGAAGAUUUAAAAACCGAAGAACAGAAAAUUACAUGUAGUUUUUGUGAAUCUCUGGAAGAAAUGUCUUCAAAUACCAAAUGCUCAAAUUGUGCUAAAGAACAAAAUAUGAAAAAAAUGAAUGCAAACUUUUUUGACAGUCUGUUCAUGCAGCCUUUGUUCCCACAGGACACGCAUGAAGCUUACUUGUCAGAGCAUCCGAUCAGAGACUCACCAGAUAUGGAGGACUUGUGUGAUAUAAUUGAUGCAGUGGACUAAACAUUUUGUAAAGGUCCAUGUUUUCUUGUCUGUUCAUAGACCACUUUCACCAUCAUGCGUUUUUGAACAUUUCCAAUGUCCCAAUGCUUAUUGAAUGAAGUCAUUUACACCAAUUUACCUGGGGGUACACUUAUUCAUAAAAGGAAAUGGAAAUUGGUCUAUUGUAAAUUGUUUUAUGGUGUUCAUAACAUCACAAAGUCACUUUAAAAUAUAUUAUGGUAAAAAUAGCAGUCCCAAACAGAACAGGAUUGGAUCACUGCUUUACUAUUGUGAAAGAAAUUACUUAAAACCAUGCAUGCAAGUGUGUAGGCAAAACAUAUAGCGUAUUGCUUAGAUAAAGAAAAUGACAAAACCACACUCAUUUUGUUGACAGUUUAUAUUGAACCAUGAAAAUGAGUAAUCACACAUGCACAGUACCAGUUUAAAUUACUAGUGAUUUUUUUUUAUUUGUGUAGGUCUUGAAACUUUAACUUAACACUUGGUCAAUUGAAGAAACACUGCACUGUAAAAAAAAAAGUUUUGAAAAAAUUCAAUACACUCUGAAAGAUUUCAAUGAGAUUAGACUGAAGUAUAUAUGCAAAAGUACAAUGCAGUAUGGGUCUCAAUUACCCUCUAAUGGAGAACUGGAUUAUUGUUUUAUCAUGUAAAAUCAUUGACAACAGCUCUUUUAUCAUAAAGUGCUGUUUGGUCUCAUGACCGGCUUUCUGGCAAUCAGAUUGUAAAGAUUGAAUGUAGAAUAUAUAUAUACAUGUGUAAUUAUUUUGUAUUAAUGUUGUUUGAUGAGUAAAGAGUAAGUAUGCAGAUGUGUAUAUGUCAUGUAUGAGAAAAUGUAUAUGAAUAAUUGUGUACAGAUGUGAGUUUGUUUUCCUACAGUUUUUAAUUGCCUUAAUGUCAUGAAUGUCAGUGAAAAUGUGGCAAUGAAUAUUUCAAUAGAAAUUAUGGAUAUAGGGCACAUUUGGAAUUAUUGAAUAACAAACAAACAAUAGUUAACAUGGUUUUGAUGCAUUCUAUGACACAUAUCAAGGCUGAAGUUAGCAGUUUACUAUCAGGUUUUCAAAAGUUUUGAAGUAAAAUAUCCUGAAUAUGCAUUAAUCAAUUGCCAAUGGACUUAAGACAAACAGAACAGGGAACCUCUGUACUUUGUUUUGUACAUUGACACUAAUGCAUAGUUGAUGCAUAGAUAACAAAUAAACAAAAUUUGAGGCUUUAUGAAGUGGAGAUAACCAUUUAUGACAAUCUAACGUUUAGUCGAAAUUUAUUAAGGCUUUCAUUGAUAGAUUUAUUUUUAGAUAUUCAUCAGGAAUCAUUAACCCAAUAUAUGUUCAUUUGAUAACAGUAUUGAAUAUGUUUUAAGAUAUAUCAAUGGAGUUGUGCAAUAAGUCAAUUGCUAUGGACUUUUGUUUAAAACGAAAACCUAGAAAUAAAUCAUUAGUUUAAACAUUUGUUUUGACAUGUCUUAAAAGUGAGGACAAUAUUAGAUUAAUAAAAAUAGUAAAAAUGCUGACAGUAUUCAUCGUAUCAUUACUGGAUAAUGCAUGUAGAUACUGUAGUCUUUUCUACUCAGUUUUAUUUUGUCUUUUUAUACAAAUUUCUGGAUAUUAAUUUUCUCAAUCUAUAGUAUAAAUAUGCUGUCAUUUGUGUAAGAAAAACAGAUUUGGCAGGUUCAGAGUUCAUCUGAAAUGCAGGAAGCGAAAAUAGGACAUUAAAUCAAAAUACUUUUUAACAAUAUUGUUCAAAAUGAUUUUUGUUUCAAUGCGAUAGGUUGCAUUUAUUCAUGAAGUUUAUUAUCUGUAAGUAAAUAAAAUAUUUAUAUGUUGUUACAUGUAUUGAAAUGUUUCAAGUACUGAAAAUAAAUUAUUUAAAUUGUA
Mytilus californianus (California mussel) is the source of this 5807-nucleotide messenger RNA. Its product is annotated as period circadian protein homolog 2-like. The transcript is spliced from 23 exons. Gene Ontology annotation, cellular component: nucleus; cytoplasm. Gene Ontology annotation, biological process: negative regulation of transcription by RNA polymerase II; entrainment of circadian clock by photoperiod; circadian regulation of gene expression. The coding region runs from base 295 to 3939 and encodes 1214 amino acids. Gene Ontology annotation, molecular function: transcription corepressor binding; transcription cis-regulatory region binding. NCBI's taxonomy places the organism in Eukaryota, Metazoa, Mollusca, Bivalvia, Mytilida, Mytilidae. The record is from RefSeq and is a predicted model, not a curated record.